UGUUGCAGUGUGUGAGGAUGCUCCAAUAACUUGCAAAUGGUGGGAAGAUGUUCCUCAAGCCAACAAAGCUAAAAUGUAUUCAUAUGUAUUGGUAAGGUCAAUAGGCAAAAUUUAUAAUAGAUAUAGUCAUUUUUUAAUUCUUUUUUAGAUAUAUUCCUUUUUUUGAUAGGACAAAUUUGAGUUUGAGGAAAACGAAAAUAGGAAAAAUUAGAUUAUAAGAAAAAUGGGAAACAAGUUUGCAAACUAUAAGCAUAGAUUGAAGGUCAAAUACUACGACACGUACACCACAAAUGAUGAGAGAAUUCAAGUGGGUCCAGUAGACAUUGAGAGAGAGCAAUGGAGAGAUUUUGUGCAUUGGUUGAGCUCACCUGAGUUUUGGGUAUACUACACUUGAAAGGUGUUUGUUUUAUUAUAUUUGUAUUUAUUAUUAUUUACUUAUAAAGCAAAGAAAUUCAUUAAGAUUUUUGAUUUGAUUAAUUAAUUUUUUCAUAUUACUUGACAUCAAGACCACAUGUGCUCGAAAUAAGGACAAUCGAUCAAAGUUAAAAAUGAGCAAAACUACUGGUACAAGAAGUUUUGCUCGAGUUAGAGCUGAAGAGGCUCAAAAAUUAGGACAUGACCUAACAGAAGUAGAAAUGUUUUACUUGACACACAAAAAAAAGGAUGGGUCAAUGGUUGAUUCGACGUCAGCAAAAAUUGUGGAAAAUAUUCAAACUAUAGCAGCCCAAAGAGCUGAGGAGCAGCCUUCUGAACCUGUUGAUGAAAAUCACAUUUUUCUUGAAGUGAUGGGCAAAGAAAGGCAUGGUCGAGUUCGUGGAUAUGGUUUCGGCCCUACACAUUCUUCAGUCUCUAGCAAGCUUCCUUCUCAAUUACAAAUGGCUUCAACAAUUGAAACACUAAGACAAGAGAAUAAAGAGUUGAAAGAAAAACUAAGCACAGUAGAGCAAAUCCAACCAGAAACUCUUAGCUUGCUAAAAAGCUUCAUGGAAGAGGUUUAUUGGUUUUGUAAAGUGAUACUUUGA
This is a messenger RNA of Diospyros lotus (date-plum), 1022 nucleotides long. RefSeq lists its product as uncharacterized. The coding region runs from base 549 to 1022 and encodes 157 amino acids. NCBI's taxonomy places the organism in Eukaryota, Viridiplantae, Streptophyta, Magnoliopsida, Ericales, Ebenaceae. The transcript has 4 exons. The record is from RefSeq and is a predicted model, not a curated record.